Molecule: messenger RNA, 2634 nt
Organism: Vicugna pacos (alpaca)
Lineage: Eukaryota; Metazoa; Chordata; Mammalia; Artiodactyla; Camelidae
Gene: TINF2
Product: TERF1 interacting nuclear factor 2
Biological process (GO): telomere capping; regulation of telomere maintenance via telomere lengthening
Cellular component (GO): shelterin complex
Molecular function (GO): telomeric repeat DNA binding
Source: RefSeq, a predicted model, not a curated record
AUUGGUUCUCCACUCCCAGCCUUUUCCGGAGUAGGGAAACCGGUCGCAGGGCUGGAAGUAACGUAGCCUUCGGAUUCGAGACAGCGGCGGCACUAAGGCAGAGCGGCCUGGUGCCAGUGGAGCUGUCCGUCUUCUUCAUUCAGCCUCCAGCCCGAGGUGGAGAAAACCCCUAGAAUUCUGGCGGCCUAUGGGAGGGCGCAGAGUCGGGUCGCGAAGUAUCCAGCGCAGACAGAAAUAGCGGAGCCACUGAGGGCCACCGAAAGCCCCGCCCCUAGGAGGAGUCGGGAGGCCUCCGGGUGGAGGUAGGAACCCAAAGGGACGGCCCUUGGGGUUGAGCCCGCCGGCCAUGGCCACGCCUCCGGAGGCCGGUCCCGCAGCUCUGCGGUUCGUAGCCGCUGCCAGCUGGCAAGUCGUGCGCGGACGCUGCGUGGAGCAUUUUCCGCGAGUGUUGGAGUUUCUACGAUCCCUGCGUGCUGCUGCUCCUGGCUUGGUUCGCUACCGGCACCAUGAACGUCUGUGUAUGGGCCUAAAGGCCAAGCUGGUGGUGGAUCUGGUCCUGCAGGGCCGGCCUUGGGCCCAGGUUCUGAAUGCCCUGCAUCACCACUUCCCGGAGUCUGGACCUGUAGUGCGGGACCCCAAAGCUACGAAGCAGGAUCUGAAGAAGAUCUCAGAGGCCCAGAAAACCUUUUGUCAGCAGGUGGAGCAGCUUGCAGAAGCCCCCAUUGAUUUGGCUUUGAAGCUACAGGAACUUGAACAAGAGUAUGGGGAACCCUUUCUGGCUGCCAUGGAAAAGCUGUUUUUUGAAUACUUGUGUCAGCUGGAAAAAGCACUGCCAACACUGCAGGCACAGCAGCUUCAGGAUGUGCUGAGUUGGAUGCAGCCUGGAGUUUCCAUCACUUCUUCUUUUGCCCUGAGCCAGUAUGGCGUGGACAUGGGGUGGCCACUUCCAGCGCGCUCUGCUCCUGAUUCAAGGAACAUGACAGGGCCCAGGGAGCAGAGUCCUCCUCAGCAACAAAGAACAGCAUGCCAGGAUCAUCUGACAAAAGCCAGACCUAGCCUACACCUUCCUCAGGGACCAGCCUCAAGGAAGCAGCCGGAAACUGUGACUGGCCACCAGUUCAAUCUGGCCCCUCUCGGCCGGCGAAGAGUCCAGUCCCGGUGGGCAUCCACUAGCAGAGGCCGUAAGGAGCGCCCCACCGUCAUGUUGUUCCCCUUUAGGAAUCUGGGUUCACCAGCCCAGGUCUUGUCUAAGCCUGAGAACAGGGAAGAACAUGGGACACACACAGCACAUCCAGCAGGGGCUGUGGGCACAAGAGCAGCCUCCGCUGCAAAGUCUAAGAGUCCAUCCAAGACCCUGGGGGGAAGGGAGCUGAAGGAGAACCCAGUUGAUUUGUCUGCCUCGGAGCAAAAGGAGAACUGCUUGGAUUGCCCCAUAGACCCUCUGAGGUUGUCAUUAUCACCACCUAGGGCCAGGAAGCCAGUGUGUCCUCCAUCUCUCUGCAACUCUGACAUUACCAUAGGGGACUUGGUUUUGGACUCCGAUGAGGAUGAAAAUGGCCAAAGGGAAGGAAGGGAUCCUCCUUCCAUGUCCUCCCGACGUCCUUACCAAAAGCCUUGGCCACAUCCCCGGGACAGCUGCAGCCUCCAUCCUGCAAAGUAAGGAGCACUAUGAAGAGACAGCGUGGAUCUCCCAAGCUCUCUAAACAGUGUCCCAGUGGCCCACCUCAAAGCUGACAGGAACCCAGGAAUCCUGAUUCACCUCUACCAGAGCCUCUGGACCUGGCAGAAAACCCAGCUGUUUGGCAGACUCAUAAACCCUGCACCCUGCCGUGGGGCCUUACAGAAAUGAUAUGGCCUUUGAGGCCAUGAGCAGCAUCUGCACACUCCAUCACUGCACUCAGCUGUGGAUACCCCACUCCAGUCUUCUUCCGGGUGGUACACACAGAACCUGAGAAGAACAUGACAAGGAUGAGAAGGACGUUCUCCAUGGUGUUUGCCACUGAAGGGGGUAGCCAGUGGUCCCCGAUGAACCAGCUUACCUGGUCCAAUCCCCACCUUGAUGAUGUCAGCCCCGGAGAGGAUCAGCUCUUCCACCAUCUCUCCUGUUACCACGUUUCCUGCCUGGGACAGCACCAUCAAAACAGAGUGUUCUUAGGGUCAGAAACAGAGGAGGUGCAGUGCUUCCAACAUUAUUACAAAGAAAGGUACCUGGCUUCCCUCUACUGGGCCCUCUGAGGGCUUUUAGACAAGCCACUUCAAAGGACUCUGCUUCCCAAGCUGAGGUAAGAGGGUGAGUGGCCAGUGUCACUGUCAUACUAGGGUAAAGCUGGGGUUCAGCUGGACUGAGCUCACAUCUGAUUUACAGUAGAUUUCUCACCCCGUCCCUGCCAGAAGACCCAGACACAUCCUGUACUUAAGCUGUUAUGUCAUGAAACCUCUGGCUUCAGGAAAAGGGGAAAGACAUGGUAAUGAAGGCUGAAUGAAUACCAUCUACACAGUUAUAUUUGCUGUUGAUGGGCAGAACAGAGACCCCCUAAAUGCUGUGAAGAGAAUGAGGCCUUGGCAUCACUCCCCUAAGCUUGUAAAAAUAAAUAAAUAAAUAAAUAAAUAAAUAAAUAAACAAACAAACAAACA